Molecule: messenger RNA, 1748 nt
Organism: Coffea eugenioides
Lineage: Eukaryota; Viridiplantae; Streptophyta; Magnoliopsida; Gentianales; Rubiaceae
Product: cytochrome P450 71A2-like
Exons: 2
Coding region: 1-1533 (510 amino acids)
Molecular function (GO): iron ion binding; heme binding; oxidoreductase activity, acting on paired donors, with incorporation or reduction of molecular oxygen
Source: RefSeq, a predicted model, not a curated record
AUGGCUUUGAUCAAUCUUGAUCUUUCAUUUUUCUCAAUUUUUUCCUUGCUCAUAUUCCUUCUAUCCCUUCUCAAAUGGUUCUAUGCUGCUUCUAAACCCCAGAAAAAGUUACCACCAUCUCCACCAAAGCUCCCAAUUAUUGGCAAUCUUCACCAGCUUGGCCAGUUUCCACAUCGCUCCCUCCAAUCACUGUCAAGAAAAUAUGGUCCACUCGUGCUGCUUGAACUGGGAAGCAAGCCAAUGCUGGUUGUCUCUUCCUCUGAUGCAGCUUGCCAGAUCUUGAAAACCCAUGAUUUAUCCUUUGCAAGCAGGCCUAAAUCGAGCAUCCCAGAUAAACUCUUUUACGGAAGCAAGGACAUAGCUUUUGCGCCAUAUGGCGAGUAUUGGAGACAACUAAAAAGCAUUUCUAUGCUUCAUCUUUUGAGUAACAAAAGGAUUCAGUCUUUUCAACAUGUCAGAGAAGAAGAGACGUCACUCAUGAUCGAGAAGAUCAGCCGAAUGUGUUCUUCCACAGCUGUAAACUUAAGUGACAUGUUUUUAAUUCUCACAAAUGAUAUAAUCUGUAGGGUUGCCUUGGGGAGGAAGUAUAGUGAGGAAGAAAAUGGGAGGAAAAGUAUGGAGAAUUUGAAGGUGUUUGGUGAGUUACUGGGUAUUUUUGAUGUAGGAAACUAUAUUCCUUCGCUUGCAUGGGUUAAUCGCUUCAAUGGCUUGGAUUCUAAAGUGAAGAAAACGGUUAAACAGAUUGAUGGAUUUCUGGAGGGUGUGAUAGAAGAGCACAUGAAUAAGAGGAAAGGAAAGGCUGAAAGCGACUCUACUACUGAGGAAAGAUGCCAAGACUUUGUAGAUAUCUUGAUUGAGAUUAAUGAGGAAAAGACUAUGGGCUUUGCUCUUGAGCGAGAUGCCAUGAAAGCUAUCAUCCUGGAUGUCUUUGGUGCUGGAUCUGAUACAACACAUUCAGUUAUGGAUUGGGGAAUGUCAGAACUUCUAAAGAACCCCAAAGUCUUGCAUAAAUUGCAGGCUGAGGUAAGAGAUGUGACUCAAGGAAAACCAGAAAUAACUCGAGCUGAUAUGGAGAAAAUGCGGUACUUAAAAGCAGUGAUUAAAGAAACUAUGCGACUUCAUACUCCAGUUCCAUUACUGGGUCCUAAAGAAUCGAAUCAAGACGUCAAAAUAAUGGGGUAUGAUGUACCAAAGAACACGCAGGUACUUGUGAAUGCUUGGGCAAUUGCAAGAGAUCCAUUGUUGUGGGAGAACCCUGAAGAAUUUCGACCUGAGAGGUUUUUGGGUUCGAGUGUAGAUUUUCAUGGUUUGAACUUUGAGUUAAUUCCGUUUGGUGCCGGACGAAGAGUUUGCCCGGGUAUUAACUUCGCCAUGUCAGUAACUGAACUUGCAUUGGCAAAACUGGUCAACAAAUUUAACUUUACAUCACCCGAUGGAAUCAAUCCAAACGAGUUGGACAUGACCGAAUCAUUUGGUAUCACAGUCCACAGAAAAUUUCCUCUGCAUGCCAUUGCCACACCAUAUUCUUGCUAAUGUCUUUGUUUAUGAUGUUUCAGCUUUACUUUGUUUCAUUUCUAGUGAAGUUCUUGCAAGUAACUUAUAGACUAUAGUGAUGGGUUAUUGUAUACUAUGUCCUAAGGAUACGGAAGAAGGGGUGGGUUUGGCGUUAUCUUGUUUGCACGAUGUAACUAUAGCUAAUAAUGCUAGUUAAGUUAUAUACAAUUCACUCUGAUAAUGUUGGAAUUUCA